ACCACAGCGAACGUAUCCGUGUCCUGCUACAGAGACAGAGCCUCGACGAAGCGUGAAGUAAUGCACUUCCUCGAACUGGAUGAAGUCUCGGUGUGGGCGACGGCGAACUUGACACUGGAACAGGGUACCCAGUGCCAGCUCGGGAUUGAAGUCGUUAGAGGAAAUUGGACAAACGGAACGAUGGCCAUUGGAAGAAUCAAGGUUACCAAAUCGCAACCAGGCGUUCAUCCAAAGUCAGCUCCCAAUUCAGCGACGCGUUGCACAUUCGAGGACGGGACUACAUGUGGAUGGAAACCAAAUGGCGGGUCGUUGCCUUGGGUGCUCAACAAUCCUGCUAAAAGAAUCCCUGACUACCCUCGCUUCGACCACACUUUGAGGGCCUACAGAGGACAUUUCAUUUUUGCUUCUAUCGGCAAAAACAAACCAUUUGGAACAGCGGAGCUGAAGAGUCCGGAUUUUCAAUUUAACACUACUGAUGAAGCCUGUCUCAGCUUCUGGCAUUUCACCGUCCACGACAAGCGAGCCCAUAUAACGGUGCUAGCCGAUGGCCAUUUCUUGUUCGGGUCUGGCACCAGGACAAACCACCGAUGGAAUCAUGUCCUUGUAGCCUUCAAGGUGCCCCCUCAGAAGUUUAAGCUCCAGAUCCAGGCGCACGUGGAAAGCGGUCUUAUAGGGUUGGAUGACAUAGAGAUCACUGAGGGAACGUGUCCUGUUAGAGACUUUUGCCCCUUUGAGCCGGCAUACUCGUGUCCCAUGCACCAAGGAACCGGAAGUUUUGCCCCAUGGAUACCGAUCAUCGCACAGCAAAUAGGAAUUCCAGACAACACUCUUAAGAAUCUGAAGGGCUACUACCUUUACCUGAACACGACGGCUGUGCGCUCGCACCAUCCAGUAUCCAGAGUUUUCAUGGCCACGCGACAGCCGACUGAAGCAACCUGCGUCACCUUCUGGUGGAAAGGACGUGGCGUGCCAGGCCAGUUAAACGUGUACAGGUUCACAAAGGAGACUGCAAUGCGAGAUCCACUACUCUCUGUGAGCACGAACGAUGAAGAAGACUGGUGGAAUGUUCGCACACUUACCAUCAAGUCCAAAAAGAAAUGGAAUCUCGUGUUUGAAGUAAUCGCAGCUGUAGACGAGAGGCGUGAAUCCGGAGUCAUGAUUGACGACGUCGAGUAUGCAGACGGCGAAUGUCCACCAUACGAAUUCUGCACAUUCGAAGAAGAAUGUUUGCCCUGGAUUGUCUUAAACAGAGACGAUGGCGCAAGUUUUGAACCGCAGAGGGCUGGAUCAUUUCCUCAGCUUCGCCGUGACCACACCACACAGACCGAAGAUGGUUACUACCUGCUCUACAAAAGUGUUGGCGUCAGAGGGAAUCACUCCACUUUUGUGUUGCGCGACACGACACACUACCAGUGUGCGUCCUUGUGGUAUUACCUUCCUGUCGUGACCAAUGGCGUCCAAUUGCUGCUCAAAGACAAUCCAGUGGAAGAAGCAAAGGGAGUCUGGAAACGUCGACAGUUCCCGCAUCCAUCGGGUUGGAUGAACGCCGUCAGAGCUGUAUCCGGCAGUAACCCAAGUGGUUUUGUGGCCGUAGAUGAUGUGCUUGUCAACGAGCUGCCUUGCGAUGAACUGGGACGCUCUACGCAGAUGUUCGAUUGCGGCAACAAGCAAACAGUGCUUGUGGAGCAUGUGUGCGACUUCGUGGCCGACUGCCGCAACGGUGCCGACGAGCGAAACUGCGGCCAGUGCGACUUCUCCGACGGCACGUGUGGAUGGAACAUCAACUGGUACCGCAACUAUGGCACCAUGGCAUGGCGCCGAGAGCGCGUAGGAUAUGUAUCUGGUUCUCCACACAUGGGAGCUGACGCCAGGCGCAAUGGGCAUUACCUCUUGCUAUACUCUAACAUCACCAAAUCUCAAAUAACUGGACAAGCCGACAUUAUUUCUCCAAUGAUCCGGAACACGGACAAGCUUUGCACCAUGCAGUUUUGGUUCAACUACGUCAAUAACGGAAGUAACACUGAUGUUGACCUGGUGAUGCAAUUGGAUCCUUACGAGCAAUCCAUUUGGACGCUCAGUGCACUGAACAAGGCACCAGAACAGGGAGUAUGGAACGAAGCAAUCGUCGCCAUAGGCCGCUACAAAAGAGAUAUCCGAUUCCAGUUCUCCAGCACACAAUGGCCACAAGGACGAGCUUUGUUCGCCGUCGACGCGAUCAAUUACAAUGGAUGCGCAUUACCAGCUAGGCAUAAUAACUGCACCAAGAUGGAUUUCAGCUGUGCGAAUGGAGCCUGUGUAAGCAAUCAUGAGCGUUGCAACUACGUUGACGACUGUGGCGACAACAGCGACGAACAAGGCUGCUGGGAUCACCGGCUUGGAUGUAACUUCGAUACAUCCUUUUGUGACUGGGUUCCUGGUGCGCCUUGGAACGAGGAUCAAGACACAUGGGCUUUGAAGCGCCCAGGAUCGUAUCUUUCCUCUUCGCCGACGCGAGACCAUACAACGGGCUCUCCCGACGGAAAUUUCGUAAUUCUCCGCGCUCAUGCCAAGACAACAAACGCCACCCUGUAUGGCCCGACACUCGACAAUACUGGCAAUUGCUCGAUCACGUUCUUUUACACGGUGCAAGGAAAAAGUGAACCCCAGCUUACGCUCAAUGUUCGCUCAGCGAAUAAUGCACCGUGGAAGACUCUAUGGAAGCAGAAUGAUCCAACGCAGUUCUGGCACUUUGUUGCCGCUACAGUAGAUUUCACGGAGACCAUUCCAUACCAGGUUGCUUUCAUUGGAGAACACAGGGUAUCGGGCCAAGAGGGCUAUAUUGCUAUCGAUGAUGUAACGUUUUCAGAGACGUGCAAGACCUACGACAAAGAGUUGCCACCAGCCCCUGCGCCAACAUUACCACCACUCGCGUGUGGUGCGGGCAUGUUUCAAUGUGGUGAUAGCGAAGAGUGCAUUCCGCUGGCUCAGGUGUGUGACUUCAAAGAACACUGCUCAAAUAGCAUGGACGAAGCGCGUUGCGGUGCAUGCGACUUCUCUCAGGACCUGUGUGGCUUGCAGAACGAAGACCCGAAUGGCCGCUUUGGUUGGAACUGGACAUUGGCACAAAUUGGCAAAAGUAACACUAUUUUUCCGUCAACAGACAGCCGUCUUGAUGAGGGAGGCGCCUACGCUGCUUAUUCCCUCAUCAAUCCAGAUGUGCCCUUGGGAGCCCCCAGAGCGAUGGUCACGCCUCGAUUGGGUCAGGUCGCCCACUCUUGCACCGUCAGUUUUUACGUCUACGUUCCCGACGGAACCUCGUCCAUUCUCACUUUUGGAGUUUUACCUAAAUCGGCAACCAGCACUGCGUCUUCAACAGCGCAUCCACUGUCAAUGUUGAGCGGAAGAGUGCAAACUGGAAGAUGGACGAAGGUGUUCAUUAAGACGGGGAACUGGGAUGCUGGAGCGAGGUUCUUUUAUGAAGCCGGCGCACCAGGAAUGAGUAUCGACCAGACCAAGUACCUCAACUGUCAUCCAGACACCCAGAGUGAAGGAUGGGAGGCCUCCCGUCGUGUGAGCUGCGACUUCUCUACGCCCUUCGACUGCGGCUGGUUUCCAGAACGCUCAGCCGCCAACCUAAGAUGGGUGCUUUACACAGGGGGCGCAGGCGCAGCGAGACUGAGGUGGCAGCCCACGGAGAGCGGGGAGCGUAAUGGUGCCUACAUGUAUGCCAGAAACGUGUUCUUCAACGAGAAAAUUGCUCAUCUGGUCUCUGUCCGGAUCAGUCCAACACCGGAAAAUGGACGCUGUUUCACAUUCUGGUACAACAUGUGGCACCCAAACCUCGGACAGCUUAACCUUCUACAGCGUGUGGACAAUGUGACCAGCCUCCUGUGGACGCGUUCUGGACCUCAGGGCAAAGACUGGCAGCAGGCGCAGGUACAAGUGUUAUCCGACGACCCACACCAGCUUGUUUUCGAGGCCAUUUUGAAACCUCAGAACCCUGGUAUGAUUGCCAUCGACAACUUCGAGCUCAAGAAUGGCUCAUGUGACACAAAGAACGUGUGCACGUUUGAAUCUGGAUCAUGUGGCUGGGAGCUGCACAACUGGGAAGUAACGAAAGGUAGCAGUGUAAUGCUACCCCAAGCAGACCACGGGAGACAGGCACCUGCAGGUGGAUUUGCCCUGGUAAAGCCUCCCAGUGGCCGCAUGUUGAGCCCUCCAGGCUGGCAUGACAUCACGAAGAACAGGUGUCUCCGUUUCUGGUUCUUCAUCUCUGGCACGACGGCUGAGACACUGAACGUCACACAAGUAGUUGACAAUAAACAAGAGGAUGCGCUCUGGUUUGGAACGAAGAUGGACGCUCCAGCUGAACGAUGGUAUUCGGCUGCUGUUGCUAUGAGAAGUUACCAAGGCUCUGUUUCAACGGUAUUCGAAGGGACAACCUCUGGUGACACGGGCACUGCUGUUGCUGUGGAUGACAUCAGCCAGGGAGAGAAGCCCUGUCCUCCUCCUGGUAGUUGCUCUUUCGAGGUGGACACGUGCAACUGGCGUAACACCGACGAUCUGACCCACGUGCAGUGGUACCGACACAGUGGUCGUACAGUAUCUGGUGCCAGUGACCUCAAGAACGACCACACGUUCGGUACCGCAGAGGGUCAUUACCUUCUCCUUGACUCCGAAGACAUGUCUGAAAAGCGUUUUGGUCAUCUUCAAAGCCAAACCCUCAACUUUGGUCCUGCUGUCUGCUUCAAGCUAUACUAUUACAUGAAGAAUGGAUCGGACGCAUCUCUGAAGAUAAAGUUCUUGGAUUCAUCGGGAGCCCCAUCUGGUGAACAGAAGACGGUGCUUCCAACAGCUCCAACAGAGUGGACAUUGCUUUCUGUGGAACGACACGACCUUCCUACACACUUCUCGAUUGUCAUUACUGGCAGCACCGGAAGUUCUUCGAGUGAUCUGGGCAUCGACGAUAUUGACGUCCAUCCGGGAAAAUGCGACUCAUCGAUGGUUACGACUGUUUCCCCGCAGCCUGGAGUUUCUACAACACAAGAUGUCUCUACUCACUCGUACAUCACAGAAAGUAUGGCGUCUUCAGUGACAGGGCUACCUCUUGCCACCAAGGAAAUAACAGCGGCGCCUAUUACAAGUAGAACAGGUGCUGUUUCAUCGCCGGUGCCGUGGCUUCAGUGUGCACUUGGUCAGUUCAACUGUCGAGACGGCGCCACCUGCAUACCGAGUGUGUUGGUGUGUGACGGCGUUCGUGACUGUCCCAACGGACUCGAUGAAAAGUGCGGAAGCGCCAAUGUGUGCAAAGAUGAUGAAUUUUUGUGUGCGAGCCGCUCUCCCGCUGAUUGUCUUCCACGUAUGCUCUCUGUGAUGGAAAGGAAGACUGCUUCGGAGGCGCCGACGAAUACUUGUGUCGUGAAUGCCCGCUCUUCCUGUGCCUCAACGGUGGUCUCUGUUCAUGGACCGUUCGGGAGCCAUACCCCUUGUGCCUUUGUCCCUAUGACUACGAGGGCCGUCGAUGCGAGAUCAACAAAAGGUCUCUGCUAGAGGAUCAGCCACAGAAGCUCCAAGAUGUUGGCUCAAAUGGCCCUAUCGUGACUGGCAUUCUUGUCUUGCUGGCCUUCCUACUAAUAGGAGCAGUGGUCGUGGUUGCAGUUUUGAGGAGACGACGAGUACAAAGAUUGAACACACCAAUGUACAUCAACAAUCCGUCUUUCAAAGCGCCAGCUGAAGACACACAAACUUCCAUGUGAGGCUAAUCACCCCAUCAUCGAAACCGCAUGAACAGCGACGUGGUUGGCGUUCAAGGAAAAUGAAUAAAGAUAAUAAGUUUUUUCAGGGC
This is a messenger RNA of Dermacentor silvarum, 5824 nucleotides long. RefSeq names its product MAM and LDL-receptor class A domain-containing protein 1-like. Gene Ontology annotation, molecular function: protein binding. Gene Ontology annotation, cellular component: membrane. The transcript is spliced from 45 exons. Lineage: Eukaryota; Metazoa; Arthropoda; Arachnida; Ixodida; Ixodidae. The record is from RefSeq and is a predicted model, not a curated record. Bases 61 to 5529 code for a protein of 1822 amino acids.